Messenger RNA from Aureobasidium melanogenum CBS 110374, 1053 nucleotides. Its product is annotated as P-loop containing nucleoside triphosphate hydrolase protein. Gene Ontology annotation, molecular function: DNA clamp loader activity; DNA binding; ATP binding. The record is from RefSeq and is a predicted model, not a curated record. Gene Ontology annotation, cellular component: nucleus; DNA replication factor C complex; Ctf18 RFC-like complex. Bases 1 to 1053 code for a protein of 350 amino acids. The transcript has 3 exons. Lineage: Eukaryota; Fungi; Ascomycota; Dothideomycetes; Dothideales; Saccotheciaceae. Gene Ontology annotation, biological process: DNA repair; DNA-templated DNA replication.
AUGGUCACUGCCGGUCCUUCGUCAGCACAGAAUGGUGCUCAGGCACGCCCAGCAGCUUCUGCAGCCCCUGGCUACGAGCUUCCCUGGGUAGAGAAAUACAGACCCGUCUUCCUGGACGAUGUCGUCGGAAACACAGAAACCAUUGAGCGACUCAAGAUCAUUGCAAAAGAUGGAAACAUGCCCCACGUCAUCAUCUCGGGCAUGCCUGGUAUCGGAAAGACAACCUCGAUUCUGUGCCUAGCCAGACAACUACUCGGAGAUGCAUACAAGGAAGCCGUGCUCGAAUUGAACGCCUCAGACGAACGUGGUAUCGAUGUCGUCCGCAAUCGCAUCAAGGGCUUUGCUCAGAAGAAAGUCACACUUCCUGCUGGUCGUCAAAAGCUGGUCAUUCUCGAUGAAGCCGACAGCAUGACAUCAGGUGCUCAGCAAGCUCUGAGAAGAACAAUGGAAAUCUACUCAAGCACAACUCGCUUUGCUUUCGCCUGCAACCAGUCUAACAAGAUCAUCGAGCCUCUGCAGUCUCGUUGUGCAAUUCUCAGAUACUCGCGUCUGACUGAUGCUCAGAUUGUUAAACGUCUGAACCAGAUCUGCGAGGCUGAGAAGGUCGAAUACUCAGAAGAUGGUCUUGCCGCCUUGGUCUUCAGUGCAGAGGGUGAUAUGAGACAAGCUAUCAACAACCUUCAAAGUACUCACGCCGGUUUUGGUUUUGUCGACGGUAACAAUGUCUUCAGAGUUGUUGAUCAGCCUCACCCCUACAAGGUCGAAACCAUGAUCAAGAACUGCCAUUUAUGCAACAUCGACGCUGCUUUGUCAAUGCUCAAGGAGCUCUGGGACUCUGGCUACUCAUGCCACGACAUCAUCAGCACCAUGUUCAAGGUCACGAAGACGAUUCCAAUUCUGUCAGAGCAUGCCAAACUUGAGUUCAUCAGGGAGAUUGGCUUCACACACAUGAGAAUUCUCGAGGGUGUGCAGACUUACCUCCAGCUCUCUGGCUGUGUUGCAAAGCUCUGCAGAAUCAACAUGAAGCCUAGUCUGUUCGUUCUUCCCAAAUAG